Molecule: messenger RNA, 1883 nt
Organism: Cucurbita pepo subsp. pepo (vegetable marrow)
Lineage: Eukaryota; Viridiplantae; Streptophyta; Magnoliopsida; Cucurbitales; Cucurbitaceae
Biological process (GO): biosynthetic process
Cellular component (GO): cytoplasm
Molecular function (GO): pyridoxal phosphate binding; L-kynurenine:2-oxoglutarate transaminase activity
Source: RefSeq, a predicted model, not a curated record
GGAGUUUCUAGAGAUGGGAAGAGGAAAUGGCACGUGGCGGGUGGAGUACGUGGCGUGGACAGCACAGCGUCCACGUGUACUUGGAGUGUUAUAUUGUUACCACUUGGCCCGUUAGGACCGACUGUUCAGAUGGGUCCAGUGGUGCCACAGUGGACGCAGACCCUCUGUUUCUGCAUCUCCAUAUUGACCAGACUCUGGCUCGAAAUGGACAUUAGAGAUGGUGGAAGGUCGAAGCAGAGAGAUCCGAGCGGUUUAUGAGGAAGGCCAUGAGUAGAAGAUCAAACCAAAACCAACCAGCAAGUAGUUGAGUAGAAUUAUAAUCAAGAAAAGGCAUAAGAUCUCUCAAAUGUUUUAAUUCUACCAUUUAUCUAAAAUGUUUAUUGAUUUAUUACUUUUUGGUUCUUAAGGAUAAAGAUAAAGAUAAUGAUAAAGAUAAGAAAAUUGAGUAAAUAAAUUACAUUGUAAAAUCCGUUCGUCUGAUGAAACUUGGCUGAGAAUUGGGCAUGGAGGAGGAGAAGCUUUCCUCUGUAGCCAAGAGAUUCACCGCUUCACCAAUUCAACAACUCUCUCUUAUUGCUCAGCAAUGCAACGCCAUCAACCUCGCCGAAGGAUUUCCUGAUUUUCCGGCACCGCUCACCCUAAAAGACGCCGCCAUUUCCGCCAUCAACUCCGAUUUCAACCAGUACAGGCAUGUGCAGGGAGUAUGUGACGAACUCGCCAGGAUAGCAAAGAAAACACAUGGCUUAGAUGUUAACCCUCUUACCGAUAUUGCUAUUUGUUGUGGCCAAACUGAGGCAUUUGCUGCUGCUGUAUUUUCCGUGAUAAAUCCUGGUGAUGAAGUUAUAAUUUUCGAUCCGUCGUUUGAUACAUAUGCAAAUGUUGUAUCCAUUGCAGGGGGCGUGCCAGUAUAUGUAACACUUGACCCACCUCAGUGGAAUCUGGACCCAAAUAAGCUUUUGAAGUCCUUCACGCAUAGAACAAAAGCUUUAGUAUUGAACAGCCCUCACAAUCCAACUGGAAAGGUGUUCUCCAAAGAUGAACUUGAUACAAUUGCGGGAGCAUGCUGCGCCAAUGAUUGCCUAGCCAUAACAGAUGAAGUUUACGAGUAUAUAACAUUUGGCAAUGCAAAGCAUAUAUCUCUUGCCACACUUCCAGGAAUGCACUUGAGGACGAUCAUUACAUCUUCAUUGUCUAAAACGUUUUCUGUUACAGGUUGGAGGGUUGGUUGGGCUAUCGCUCCUGCUUAUAUUGCCUCUGCAAUGAGGAACAUUCAUGUUAGAAUUACAGACUCUGCUCCAGCCCCUUUCCAGGAAGCUGCCUUGAUUGCAUUGCGAAGUCCUCCGGAAUUUUUUGAGUCACUAAGACGAGACUACGAGGCAAAAAGAGACUUCAUCGUUAAGUUGCUCGUCGAUAUUGGUUUUCAAGUCCAGUUUGAGCCUCAAGGCUCCUUUUUUCUAUUUGCAGAACUCCCCAAAAGUUGCACACUUACUGAUGUUGAUUGUGUCGAGGAACUAAUAAAACGAGCCGGAGUGGUGGCGGUGCCAGGAUGCGGAUUUUUUCAAACGAAUUCGUCGAAAGACAAGCGCGUCGAGGAAGAUCGUAGCUACCAAAAGAGAUAUAUCAGGUUUGCUUUCUGCAAAAGUGAUGCCACUUUGACAUCUGCUGCACAAAAACUCAAUGAGACAAAUUUUGAGUUUCUUAAGAUGCAAUGAUUAUAGCGAGCAAGGAGAUGGUUACUAUGAAGUAGAGAAGUUUGAGACAACUUUUUAAGAGUGAUACUUUAGAUUACAUGCCAAUUUGUUUAACAUUUAUUACUGUUCGAACUUUUUUGGGCAAAUAUUUGUUAUUGAGAUAAAGCUAAAGAGAGAUUUAUUACUGUUAGA